AUGAAAGCCCUCGCACUCUUCUUCUCACUUUCCCUCUAUCUCCUCCCCAACCCAACUCAUUCUACGCGCAACCCCAUCCGCCUUCCCACCGCCGCGUCCGCCACUCCGGUGUUGGACAUCGAGGGAAACGAGGUCCUGCCCGGAGAAACUUACUUCAUACGCUCCUGGAAGUGGACCCAUGGAGGAGUGAGACUUAUUAGUUUGGACGGGGCGACGACCCUAUGCCCAAGCGACGUCAUCAUAGGGACCGGAGUAGACAACGGAAACCCCGUCGUGUUCACGCCGGCGGACCCCAACGCCCCCGUCGUCUUGCAGUCGACUUUCCUGAACAUCAAAUUCGAUUUCCCGAUGGUUAAACUUUGUGUAAAUAACGUUUCUUGGGAGGUUGAGUACGACGCUAGUUCCGGGCAACGUUUCGUGAGGGCUGGCGAUGUUUUCUCGUACCAGUUCAAGAUUGGGUUCGGGUCCAGCCUUAACGGCGGCCUUAACGCUUACACUAUCACUUAUUGUGAGUUCGGGACCGACAACUGCUACGACGUUGGCACGGACUACGGUCACAAAAACUGGCCGCGUUUGGCUCUGAGUACCGAUGAGCCCUGGAAUGUUUGGUUUCAGAAAGCUGGAGAUGUGUAA
This is a messenger RNA of Ipomoea triloba (trilobed morning glory), 633 nucleotides long. Its product is annotated as sporamin B-like. Lineage: Eukaryota; Viridiplantae; Streptophyta; Magnoliopsida; Solanales; Convolvulaceae. The transcript has a single exon. The record is from RefSeq and is a predicted model, not a curated record. Gene Ontology annotation, molecular function: endopeptidase inhibitor activity. Bases 1 to 633 code for a protein of 210 amino acids.